AUGAAUGAUAUUCAAUCUAGUUUUAUUUCUUUAGAAGUUGCCUAUGAAACAACACGAACAGAAAUUUAUUCACAACAAGCAACGAUUACUGUAGUUGAUGUUAUUUCGAAUAUUGGCGGAAAUACAGGACUCUGGAUUCGGAUUAAUUUUCUUUCAUUAAUGGAAAUUGUUGAAAUGAUCUAUCGACUUGUACGUUCUCAAUUUAAAAAUAAGAGAUGGAAUAGUUGGUAUGGUUUUCGCUGUAGUGUCAAUGAAACUGUAGUUCGACAAACAGCAGAUGCUCUCAUAGCUACAGGUCUUGCUGCAGCUGGAUAUCAAUAUGUGAAUUUGGAUGGUUGUUGGCAAGGAAGCCGAGACGCCGAAGGAAUUAUUCACUCUGAUCCAGAAACUUUUCCAACUGGUAUUCCAGCUCUUGUUGAUUAUGUUCAUUCAAGAAAACUCAAGUUUGGUAUCUAUUCAGAUAGAGGAAAUAUGACUUGUGAUGGUAGACCUGGUUCACUGGGUUAUGAAACAAUAGAUGCUAAUACGUAUGCUCUUUGGGGUGUAGACUAUCUAAAACUUGAUAGUUGUUUUACCAAUGGAACUCCUCCUGCAGUAGAAUAUGCAAUUAUGCGUGAUGCAUUAAAUGCUACCGGAAGACCUAUUUUCUAUUCUUUAUGUGGUGGUGUUACAAAAUAUGAUCUUUGGUUACCUGAUGUUGGAAAUAGUUGGCGAACAGCAGACGACAGUCAAGAUAAUUGGCCUGCAAUUAUGGCUAAUAUUGACCAGAAUAAUGAUUUUGCUCAACAAGCAGGACCAGGUGGUUGGAGUGAUCCAGAUAUGCUUCAAAUUGGUAAUGGUGGUAUGAGUGAUAUUGAAUAUAGGACACAUUUUUCUCUUUGGUCUUUAACUAAAGCACCUCUAAUUAUUGGAUGUGAUAUUCGAAAUCUAAGCGCAACAAGUCUAUCAAUUUUGUCUAAUUCAGAAGUUAUUGCUGUUAAUCAAGAUCCAUUAGGUAUUCAAGGGAAAAAAGUAGCUUUUGCAGCAUCACAAUCAUUAAAUGCUUCAAGUGAAGUUAUUGUUGCUAACUGUUCAUUAUCAAGCAUUGAUCCAAAACGUCGUCAAUGGGUAUAUAAUUCUCAAGAUAGUAGCUUUCGAUCAGUAUUUAAUGGACGAUGUUUAUCAAUUGCUCAAUGUAGUACAAGAAGAGAAACAUAUGCUGUAUUGAAUGAUUGUCAAAUUGGUGAUCCACAAGCACAAUGUCAAGGUAAAAAUCAACAAUGGACAGUUAAUCCAUCGAAUCAGACUAUUGUUUCACAAAUGACUGGUUAUUGUAUGGAAGUACAUAAUUCGUAUGGUCCAAAUGUGUAUGCACUUUUAUAUAAUGGUCGACAAAAUCAAAAAUGGAUAUGGAAUUCAACAGAUGGAACAAUAAAAAGUGAAUCGAGUAAUCAAUGUUUAACAGUUCCAUUAGAACUUGAAAUAUGGGCUGGUCCACUUUCAGACGGUUCACAAGCUGUAGUUUUAUUCAAUCGAGGUGAUAGUAACAAUGAACGUAUUACUGUUAAAUGGAGUGAUAUUGGUUUUCCUGUUAAUAAUUCAGCAACUGUUCGAGAUUUAUGGACGCAUCAAAAUCUUGGAAUAUUUACAGGCAAUUAUACAUCACCAGAUAUAGUUUCUCAUGGAGCUAUGAUGCUAAAUAUUAUUCCAACGAAAUAG
Molecule: messenger RNA, 1698 nt
Organism: Adineta steineri
Lineage: Eukaryota; Metazoa; Rotifera; Eurotatoria; Adinetida; Adinetidae
Source: the annotation of a GenBank genome assembly